AUGACAUCUCAGGUAGAAGAAUUAAAAUCUAAAGCCGAUGCUGCUUUUUCAGCUGGUGAAAAUGAUCAAGCAGUUAAUUUAUAUACUCAAGCAAUAAAUCUCGACGAAAAAAAUUAUGUACUAUACAGUAAUCGUUCAGCUGUUUAUGCUAAAUUAAAUAAAUAUGAAGAUGCAUUGAAAGAUGCCGAAAAAUGUAUUGCACUCAAACCUGAUUUUAUUCAAGGAUACUUAAGAAAGGGUACUGCAUUAUCAUUUCUAAAUCGAUACGACGAUGCAAUACGCAUUUAUGAAGAGGGUCUUAAAAUCGAUUCAAACAAUCAAGAAUUACUUACUGAUCUAGAAAAUGUACGAAAAUAUACAAAUAAUAAAUCAAUAGCUAAUGAAAUAGGUUUCUUCUCUAAUCCACAAUUCAUACAUCAACUUGUUACAAAUCCAAAAGCUCAACAACUUCUACAAGAUCCUGAAACAGCUAAACUUAUGAAACUAUUACAAGAUCAACCAAAUAAUACUACUUUAUUGACUAAUCCAAAAGUACUAAAAUUAAUUGGAACUGUACUUGAUGUGGGCACUGGAAAUAGUCAUGGCAAUCAAAAAGCAAUGAAUGUAAAAAAACAAACAAAUACGUCAACAACAACAACUACAAAUGAACAACAAAAUAAAACUUUAACACCAGAACAAAAACAAGCCGAAGAACAAAAGGAGAAAGGUAAUGAAGCCUACAAGAAAAAAGAUUUUGAAACAGCAUUAAAUUAUUAUAACAAAGCAACAGAACUCGAUCCAAACAAUAUGAUCUACUAUACAAAUAGAGCAGCUGUUUAUUUUGAACAAAAACGAUGGGAUGAUUGUAUAAAACAAUGUGAAAAAGCUAUAGAUAUUGGACGUGAAAAUAAAGCUGAUUAUAAAUUAAUUGCCAAAGCUUGUGUUCGUAUAGGAAAUGUAAAAGUACAAGAAAAAAAUUAUCAAGAAGCUAUUAAAUAUUUUAAUCGAUCACUUUUGGAAUAUCGAAAUCCGGAUAUAAUAAAAAGAAAAGAAGAAAUUGAAAAGAUCCUUAAAGAACAAGAACAACUUGCUUAUUUUAAUCCGGAAUUAUCUGAACAAGAAAAGACUAAAGGAAAUGAAUUUUUUCAAAAAGCUGAUUAUCCAAAUGCACUUAAACAUUAUACUGAAGCUAUUAAACGAAAUCCAUCAAACGCACGACUUUAUUCGAAUCGAGCAGCUUGUUUUAUAAAACUAAUGGAAUUUGGAUUAGCAUUGAAAGACAGUGAGGAAGGAAUUAAAAUUGAUCCAACGUUUGUUGAAUGCUACCUUCAUAAGGGUCAUGCUUUAAUGGCCACGAAAAAUUUUUCUCAGGCUAUGAUUGUAUUUAAAAAAGUUCUUGAAACUCAUCCAAAUAAUCAAGAAGCGAUGGAAGGCUAUCAACAAUGUACAGUUGGAUCAAGUGAUGAUCCUGAAGAAGUCCUUCAACGUGCACUUGCUGAUUCUGAAAUUCAACAAAUUCUUGAUGAUCCCACAAUGUGUUUAAUACUUGACCAAAUCCAGAAUGAACCUCUCGCAAUACGUGAACAUUUACGAGAUCCAACUAUUGCACAAAAAAUUCAUAAAUUAAUGGAUGCUGGUAUUAUUACUAUUCAUCCUAUGUAA
Rotaria sordida is the source of this 1641-nucleotide messenger RNA. The record is from the annotation of a GenBank genome assembly. NCBI's taxonomy places the organism in Eukaryota, Metazoa, Rotifera, Eurotatoria, Philodinida, Philodinidae.